GUUACUUCCCCCUUCCCUUCUUUCCCGGCUGUAGCAGGGUCCAAGCUGCCUGCGAGGGCAAGGGAGACGGCGAGAUUGGCUGCGGACUGUACAGAUCAGCCAGAGAACGGAGUCACUCUGUCUCUCUCUCUCACACACACACAUGCACAUACACACGCGCGCGCACACACACACACACACACGAGCACACGCACAUACACGCAUACACUCAAAACUCGGCCCGGCAGCACCGCGGCUGCUCCAGUCCCUGGAAAAGGCGAGCGAGCGCCUCGGGACCGCUGCGCGCACCCGGCUCCGGCACUGCGCCCGACGCAGCGCUGGUCCCCGUCGCCAGCGCGGCCGUUUGGGCCGUGUGUUCCCGAAAAUAAAGCGAGUGGGGAGGGUAGAGACAGAUCCUGAAAACACCCUGGCCACACACGCCGAGACUUAAGCUCUUUCUCAGCGUCCGAGUGGAGACGGCGCCCGCAGAGCCCUGCGCCGGUGAGGUCCGCGCCGCUGUCCGGGAAGAGCCCACCUGCCGGUCCGCGGUCGGCCAGCGCCAAAAGUGGGGCUCGUCACUGUGCUGCUCAGGCAGUGUCCGGGGCUCCGGGCGCCCUCGCCCCAGCUAGUUUGGAGUUCACCUCUCGGCUCUGCCACCGACCCCUCGCGCCUUUGGAGGGACCCCCGGCAACGCAGAGAGGGUCGCGCAGCGCCAGGACCUCGCUAUGGCUGGGGCGCGCAGGCUGCUCUAUCUGUGGCUGGGCUGCUUCUGCGUGAGCCUGGCGCAGGGAGAGAGACUGAAGCAGCAUUUCCCGGAGCUCCCCAAGACUGUGCCAGGCGACCGCACGGCAGGUGGUGGCUCUGGCCCGGUGCUGCGGCCGCACGACAAGGUGUCGGAGCACAUGCUGCGACUCUACGACAGGUACAGCGGCAGCGGCAGGGCCGAGGCGGCGCGAACACCAGGGAUCUCCGAGCGGGGAUCGCAGUCCCUGCGCCCCCAACCCCUGCGCGAAGGCAACACGGUUCGCAGCUUUCGAGCCGGAGCAGCAGGAACCCUUGAAAGCAAGGGACUGCAUAUUUUUAACCUGACUUCUCUAACCAAGUCUGAAAAUAUUUUAUCUGCCACAUUGUAUUUCUAUAUUGGAGAGCUAAUAAACACCAGCCUGAGUUGUCCAGUGUCCCAAGGAUGCUCACAUCAUGCUCAGAGAAAACACAUUCAGAUUGAUCUUUCUGCAUGGAUCCUCAAAUCCAACAGAAACCAAAGUCAACUCCUCGGUAAUCUUUCCGUGGAUGUAGCCAAACCUCAUCGAGACUUUGUGUCAUGGCUGUCUAAAGACAUCACUCAAUUCUUGAGGAAGGCCAAGGAAAAUGAAGAGUUCCUCAUAGGAUUUAACAUUACCUCCAAAGGACACCAGCUGCCAAAGAAGAUGUUGCCCUUUCCUGAGCCAUAUAUUUUGGUGUAUGCCAAUGAUGCUGCCAUUUCUGAGCCAGAGAAUGUAGUAUCAAGCUUACAAGGACACCGGAAUUUCCCCAUUGGAGCUGUGCCAAAACUGGAUAGCCAUAUCAGGGCUGCCCUUUCUAUUGAACGGAGGAAGAAGCGCUCUACUGGAGUCCUGCUGCCUCUGCAAAACAAUGAGCUUCCUGGGGCAGAAUAUCAAUAUAAAGAGGAGGGGGUAUGGGAAGAAAGAAAGCCUUACAAGACCCUUCAGACUCAGCCCCCUGAGAAGAGUAAGAACAAAAAGAAACAGAGAAAGGGACCUCAACAGAAGAGCCAGACGCUCCAGUUUGAUGAACAGACCCUGAAGAAGGCAAGAAGAAAGCAAUGGAUUGAACCUCGAAAUUGUGCCAGGCGAUACCUUAAAGUGGACUUUGCAGAUAUUGGCUGGAGUGAAUGGAUUAUCUCCCCCAAGUCCUUUGAUGCCUAUUAUUGCUCCGGAGCAUGCCAGUUCCCCAUGCCAAAGUCUUUGAAACCAUCCAAUCACGCUACCAUCCAGAGCAUAGUGAGAGCUGUGGGGGUCGUUCCUGGAAUUCCUGAACCUUGCUGUGUGCCAGAAAAGAUGUCCUCUCUCAGUAUCUUAUUCUUUGAUGAAAAUAAGAAUGUGGUACUUAAAGUGUAUCCUAACAUGACAGUAGAGUCUUGUGCUUGCAGAUAACCUGGCAAAGAACUCAUUGGAAGGCUUAAUUCAAUCAUUCGUUUAUUUUUAUGGACUUUUUUUAUUUUGCACUGCCAAUGCAUUUCAUUCCAAAAGAUUUUUUUAUAGCCAAAAGAGAAUGAGAAAUAGACUGUUGAUUUCCACCACGGAGAACUAGACUGUAUCUGUUUCUGAAUGUAACAAAAAGCAAGAUUUUAGGAAAUAUGGACAUCUAUUUCUUUCUUUUUUUUAAUCACACAAGAAAAAUGAUCACUCAAACUGUUUUUAGAACUAUUAGAGAACACACCGAUUUAUUUUUGUAAUGAGCUUUCAAAAUAGAUUGAAGUAACACCAAUAGCUUAUCAUUUAUCUCUACUCACAGAGAAUAGAAUAAUUUCAUAUUUCAAAGUAGGCUUAUUGCCUUAGAUUCAUGAGCAACUCAGCAAGUGCUAAGUAAUCCAAUCAACUUUGAUGUUUAUCUUAAAAAUUUCUGAGACUCUUGUUUACCUGUGUUUUUCUCCACAAGUCAUUUUGUGAAUGGAUGAGGGGAGAGUAUGUGCUGAGUGUUAGUGUGUAUGUGUGUACAUUGCCAGGUUCCUGUGCCCUCUGUCGGAAAGUUUGCUUAACAUGCUUUUAUAAUUCAGUCUACACAGGAUUCUUUGUUUUUUUCAUUUCAUGUUCUGGCAAGUCCUAUUCAAUUAUGAGAACUUUACCAAAAAUGAUGGAGCGAUCCAAGAGCAUAUGCGGAGAGUUACCACUUGGCCCAGCCAUUUAAUUGGAAAUGCAGUUGUUUUCAUUUCAUUGCCUCCCAGAAAAGGGAACUAGCAACCCAAUAUUCGAAAACCCAGAUGCAAUUCCUCUUCUAUACUUCUUUUUCACAGGUACUUUUAUUUGUUCUUUUAUAUUGAAUUCAAAAAUUCAAUUAAAUUUUUAAAAUUUAAUUUUUAGUUCUCUUCAUAUGCCCUUACUUCCUGUGAAGUAAUCAAUAGAUACUGAGACUCAAAAACGGAUGGAGUAUUGAGAUUUCUUUAAAUGAGCAAAGUAACCACAAUCACAUGUCGAAUAGUAUUCUUCAGCUACAUCCAAGUCCAGGGACUGUUUCUCAUGGAUUAAGGCUUUUGGUUCAGCCAUGAAAUCUAUACUUUAGCAAAGCUCGCUAAAAAUUAUCCACCAGGAAAGGAAGUAAAAUAUAGACACUUGGUUUUUUCCCAUUUCCAUUUUCAUAAAUAUCUCCUCUUAUGCUUUCGCCCUUGAAAAAUUGUUUCAAAAAUCUUUUGCUCACUUUAUUUACAUACGUGACAGAAACGUUUUCAGGCCAUGCAUUGGUGUUGGUGUUAUAUCUGUGCCUCAUCUUAGUUCCAUCUGACCCGAUUAGUAACAACUAAGCCAUUUCAGAGACUGUGAAGUAUCAGAAGACAUGGGAUUUUGUUCUGUCUCUGCCUAUAGCUACCUAUGUUUCUUCGUCAUUUAAUAAAUAGUUAUUGAGUAUCUAUUUUGUAAAAGGCACUGUGUUAACUGUGUGUCUUUAGUGUCCUCGCUGGUAAAAUGAAAAGCCUGACUAGCUGAGCUGAAGGGCCUUCUGGCACCGAAAGUUUGGGUUUAUGCUGUUUCAUACACAUCUUUCUUGAAUGGAUGAUAGUCAUAGAUGUAAAAAUACUAAGGUAUCUCUGUUCAUAAGCCAGAGGUAAGAACAUUCUACUCUUCAGUGUUUGUGAGUGAGUAUGGCAUUCUCUGUGGUUUCAGUGGUAUUUCUGUCUUAUAGGAAACCUAUUAUCAGGAGAUUACCAUGAAAAGGAACUCUUUGACACUUUUUGGAGGUACACGAAAUUUGGCUUGCAUGUGUAUUAACUCCAUGGAUGAGACACACCAGUUCUAAAUAAUGAAUUAAGUUCAGUGCCUGCAUUACUAUGGGUUCUUAUAGUUAAUAUUUUGUUCUGGUAGCAUAAAGAUUCAAAAUGAGAUAGAUGAUGAAUUAUUUUUUAAUAAAUUUUAUCAAAAAUUUGAAAGCAAAAUUGUGUAACAGAAAUGAGCCAGAGUGUGGCCACCAUAUCCUGAUCAUACUGUCUUUCAAUAAAGAAAACUUCUCUUGGGGCUGGCCCCGUGGCGUAGUGCUUAAGUUCAUGCCUUCUGCUUCAGCGGCCUAGGUUCGCUGGUUCCAAUCCCAGGCACAGACCUACACCACUUAUCCGCUAUGCUGUGGCAACGUUCCACAUACAAAAUAGAGGAAGAUUGUCACAGCUGUUAGCUCAGGGCUAAUCUUCCUCAAGGAAAAAAGAGGACGAUUGGCAACAGAUGUUAGCUCAGGACCAAUCUUCCUCAGCAAAAAAAGAAAAAAAGAGAAAAUUUCUUUUUCCUUGGUAGAUCUGAUGAAAUUCUCAACUGAGCUUUUUCUAGAGGUAUUGCAACCAAAACCUCUAGCAAUUCCCAGUAUUACUUCUCAGCCUUCUUCUAUCCAGAUGUCUGUUUGUGACCUUCCUUAAUUUGAACUGAUGCCCACUUAUUGUAUACUAAAUCCUACAAUGGCCAAAAAAAUCCUCUAAAUAAUAAAAAUUUCCAAGUACAAACUGAGAUUUUAAGUAGCAAUUGAUAUGACAAAAUUAUAACACAGUGAAAGAGCUUGGAUAGCCCCUUUAGCAAUGAGAAUAGAUUUUGACCAGGAGUUAUUUCUGGAUGACCUUGUCGCUAUCAUUUUGCUGCUGCAUUGAGGACAUAUUACGAUAUUAACGGGAAUCAUUUUAUUCACAAAGAAUAAAGGAAGAUUACUUUUCAGUAGUAGGGGUUAAAGUAAAUGAGUUAAUAUUUUAAUUAAUAAAAAUUUACUUGAAAUAGUUGGAAAAUUGAGUGAUUAUUUCACAAUUUGUUAGGUACUAGUGUCUGUGUAAUUACUACAUAGACUUUUUACAAAUCUCCUGAUGUUAAAGUGACAUUGACGAGAAGAGAAAUUACAUUUACAAUGGCAUUUCCUAAGUCGUCUCUUUCUCUCCCUAACUCAGUCUCUGUCUCUGUCUAUCCCCUCUCUCUCUCUCUUUCUCUCUCCCAACCACCCCUCACCCCCAUUCCUACAUAUGAAACAUACACACACACAGAGUCACUUAAAAAAGUAUUUUUUUUCAGUGACUGUUCUCUUGAAUUCAAAUUCAGGGGCUGCUGAUGUCACUAUAAUAUUUUCAAAGUAUUUUGUUGUAACCUGUGUGAAUAAUAUACAAUUUAUAGGAUUUGGGGUUGUAGAAUUUAAACUGGAAGAUUCCCCAGAUCUCAGGACUGCAAUAUUCCAGAUCAAUUUUUACAUUCACCUUGCUCUAUAUUAAUUGAUGAUCAUUUAUUCAUUAAGAUUAGAUUUUUUUACCUUAAUAUUUCUCAAAAAAACUCUUUUUGCCCAUUUAAUAUUUUUAUAGACAAUCAUACGUGUAUAAUACUAUCAGUCUGACAUAAAAAUUUGUUAUAUAAUAACAUUAUUCAGUUUAGUCUUUCACUUUUCUCUUUGCUAAUAAGUAACUAAUGUCUGGAUAUGGACAUUUUGUUGAACCAAGGUUGGGUUAGUGAAUAGUUACGCAUAUUUGAUGUGUAAGGUUACAUAUGAGAUUAAAUCUUGGGUAAGUCUGACUUCUCUGUAUAGCAUUUUUCCCCUUGAGAAUUGUACUUCAAUGUAGUUUAUAGUUGAUUAAGUGAACUUUUUCUAAAACCCAAGCCUUCCCUUCAGCUUUUCACAUUAGUUUCUGUAAAUGUUUUAGUUGAGAAUUUAAUGCUUGUACAGUCAAUGGCAAUUUAAAAUAUAUAUAUUAUAUAUGUAUAUGGAAAAACUCUAAAGAUGCUUUUAAUUUAUUUAAUGGCUGUUGCCUUUCUAUAAUGGUGAUAAUUUUCAUUCUUAGAUGGUAAGAAAAAAUUCUUUUUACUAUAGUUAUUACAUGCAAAAUGGAAUUUGGUUCUUUAGUCAAAUCCAUUAAAGGGGCAUAUUGCAGUGAAACUGUGAAGGAUACUUCACUACUGAUGUAUAAGCUUUGCUGAAUUUGUAUCAUUUUCCUCCAGUAAUGGAGAGCUUUUUAUUAUACAGUAUGAAAAUAAAAAUUGCUUAAUUGAAUACUUC
Equus caballus (horse) is the source of this 6195-nucleotide messenger RNA. It is a transcript of the gene BMP3, whose product is annotated as bone morphogenetic protein 3. NCBI's taxonomy places the organism in Eukaryota, Metazoa, Chordata, Mammalia, Perissodactyla, Equidae. The record is from RefSeq and is a predicted model, not a curated record. Gene Ontology annotation, biological process: osteoblast differentiation. Gene Ontology annotation, cellular component: extracellular region. Gene Ontology annotation, molecular function: growth factor activity; cytokine activity.